GGAGCUGAGCUUAGGAACUCGUACUGGGAAGAUGGCUUGGUUGAGGGGACUCCUAUUUGGGCUUCAGUUUCUGGUUCUUUUUCUGGGCUCUCUUCCUUCUCCUGCCAAGUGUGGUCCUGUGGGAAAAUUACUGCCACCCUCGCCGCCACCAUUGCCGCCACCAUCGCCGGCACGCAAGCCCCCAAAGCCGACGCACGACGUCUCGGUUGAAGGUGUUGUCUACUGUAGGUGCAAGCUCCCGGGCUAUCUUAAGCCCAAGGAUGCUUCGCCUCUUCCCGGUGCGCUAGUUAACUUAAAAUGUGGCAACCUAUCUGCGAGCGGGAAGUCGGAUGCCAGAGGCUACUUCUUGCUCCAUGCCAAAUUUCCUUUGCUCGACGAAAAACUAAUGAAGAGAUAUGUGGCCAAUUGGUGCAAGGUGUACGUGGUGUCGACGCCAUUGCCGGCGUGCAUCGUGCCGGAAUUCCUUGGACCCAAAGGGAAGGGAGCUUCUGUAUGCUAUGAAAGGAAAUUGGUGGCUAGGUCCGGCUACGCGGCAAUUUUCUCUGCACGCUUCUCGGAGCUCGGCCCGGCUAGCUCUAAGAUGUGUCACACUUGAAAGAGUGUUUAUAUAUGUACCAAAAAAAAGAGAGUGUUUAAUAUUAUUGCUUUCCUUUUGAUGAUUUAGCAGGUGUCCUGGUUGGGAAAAUAAAGCUGGCGCCUUAGCUGGUUGUUGUAAAAGUUUGGAUGUCAUUUACUUUCUGUAAGCUUUGGCUACAUGCUGUUGGUGUUGGGAUUAGAUUUCAAUAAAUUUCAUGGUUAGCUUCUUGGUAA
Molecule: messenger RNA, 810 nt
Organism: Phoenix dactylifera (date palm)
Lineage: Eukaryota; Viridiplantae; Streptophyta; Magnoliopsida; Arecales; Arecaceae
Source: RefSeq, a predicted model, not a curated record